UUUUUGUCAACUGCGAAUCCUCAUUUCUCUCCUUGCCAUCAACAACACAAGUCAUGUCAAACUCACCUACAGCCGAGCCAAUACCGCCAGCACCGCCUGCUGCUCAACAGCCGGUAGAGGCUCACGAAAUCCCCGUUCCAGAUGCCCCGUCCACGACCAUUCCUACAGCGCCACUUGACAAUCCCGAGGCGCAGACUCAGGCUCCCACUGCGUCGAUAGACCCUAACAAGCCAUCGAAGGAAUCUGCCCCUACUGCUUUGCCUACCAACCCUGCUACCCACCCGGAGGAGCAGAAAGAAGCCAUCAAAGAAGAGCAUCCUCAGGUCAUUAAGAGGGAAGUCGAAAAGACCAAAGCUGAAGAGAGGGAUUUGAAGGGCGAGAAGCCGCAGGGAACGGUAGUGGCUGGUCUCGAAGAUGACCGUCUUUGGGCCAUGCUUCGACGGUUCGAUGUACAAAUUACCCAUGUCCUGCACCCUGCUCGUAACCUUCCCGCUGCGGAGCCUGACCUUCGUCCCUCUACACUUCCGAACCUCCCCUCCCACACAGAUGUGCUCCGUUCCAACCUCGAGCGUUGUAUUGCCGCCGUAGGCCCUUCGUCUCUACGAGGGGCACGCGAGCUUCAGCGCCUCAUGUCUUGGUCUCCCGAAGAGCGUUGGAGAACUGGGACGUAUUGUGUGGUGUACUUCACUGCUUGGAUUUUUGGCUACGCUGUUGCCGCAAUUAUGAUUUUCUUAUCCAUCUUGGUCUGUUUCCCUCGCACGAGGCGAUUCCUAUUCCCACCGGUGCCUCCUGCACCAUUCACGCCGCCUAGUGCUACCGACCCCACCAACCAGAAGGGAGACGAAAGUCUCUUGGGAAACAUCGAUGGAAAGACAGUACAUAGGACCAAGGCAGAACAGGCUGAGGAACAGGCUUUUGAAGCUACCUCGAUUUUGAAGGCUUUCACCACCAGAUUGCUCUUUGAUGGCAAGAAGAAGGGUAAAGAGGCUGGGAACUCCAACGUCGGUGAGAAAGAGGAGGAACCCGAGUCAUCAUCUUCGGAGGACGAAGCUGCCGUCGAGACUGCCCCCGUUGACGGCAAACCCCAAGGCCUCGAAUCUGCCGAUAUUGUUAUAGGUGGUGAGAAAAUCACGCCCGCUGAGCCCUUGAAUGAUAAGGAGAAGAAGAAGUUGGCUCAAAGGGAAGCGAAGAGGAAAAGGGAUGAGAUGGUUUCAAAAAUGACCAAGCUGUCAGAGGAUGGUUUGGGAACCGUUGCGGAUUCUAUCGAGCGAUUCGCCAAUGCUCUUUCCCCUCCAGGCCCUUACCCCGACAAUUUCGCCAGGUUCAAGAUUGCUGGCGCCUUCCUCAUUCCUCCUGCUUUUCUUCUUACUUUUGUCCCCGCCUGGGUUUUUGGCCGAUUGGCGACAUUGGGUUUUGGUGUCGGCAUGUGGGGUCAGCCCUUGAUCAUCAAGGGAAUUAACAAAUUCGUCGAAGUCGUUCCCAAUUGGCAAGAACUGUUGGACAUGCGCAACUCGAUUCUGUCUCGCGUCCCUACCGAUACUCAGUUGACCUUGCACUUGCUGAGGGUCACAGAAGCGUUGGGCAAGCCCUUGCCUCGACCUCCUCCUCCCCCUCUUUCAGGUACUCCCAAAGAAGCAAUUAAAGACACUACACCCGCUGCGGUCACAGCGGAUGACGACGCCGAAGUCUUGGAAGCCGCACAAGAAGGUGCUACCGCAGAGGUAGCUGCCAAGACCAAGCACAAGACUAAGUCGCACAUUACAGGUGUCUUUAAGAGUGCCGGAAAACACAUGGCGGGAUUUAGAGGAGACGUCAAGGUCGAUGGGGCAAGGAAACAGAUUGGAGAUAAGGUGGAUAAAGUCCUGUUCCGAGGUAAUAUUAAGGAUGAUGGUAACAUUGAUUCCUACCCCGCAAAACUCAACGGUACCUCUGGUCACAUUAUUAUUGACAGUAGAGAAGAGGGCAUCUCCAUGCCUACAAUCAGUUUUGUUCCCGUUUCCGGUACAAAAGCGCAUUUUGUACGACCUGUCGAUGACAUCGUCGAAAUUAAAAAGAGCCACGUUUCUAUGCCUCGUAUGGCGCUUGGCUGGGCUUCCGGCGCGGAUGUAGAAGGAUUGGGCUUGACCAUUCGCUUCAAAUCAGGAGUGCAACAGGCGAAAGAAUUUGCCGCCGGUCCUGAUGCUCCGAAGGAUGAUGGAGAGACGAUGCAUUUCCGAAGAGUUGGCAGGCGAGAGGGGUUAUUUACGAGGUUGAUCAGUAUCGGCAGACAGAGGUGGGAGGUUUUGUAAGAUGGCGUUGACCUUGGAGAAGACAAUGGGUGCCAAGAAUAACUGUCUACUGCAUAAAUACAGUAGCUAUUAGUGAUUGGUUUUUGAACAUGUAGCCCUAUAUGUGACU
Messenger RNA from Cryptococcus deneoformans JEC21, 2397 nucleotides. RefSeq names its product conserved expressed protein. The record is from RefSeq and is a predicted model, not a curated record. Lineage: Eukaryota; Fungi; Basidiomycota; Tremellomycetes; Tremellales; Cryptococcaceae. The transcript has 10 exons. The coding region runs from base 54 to 2288 and encodes 744 amino acids.